AUGGCGGAAUCAAGCAGCCAGGCCGAGAUGAACCCGCGCGGCAUCCCCACCGCCCCCUUCGUCGAAGACGUCGAGGCCUUUGUCGACUCCCGCGCCGACAUCGAGCCGAACCUGAAGAAGUUCCAGGAGAUGAUUGCGAAGUACCAGUUCAUGGAGAUGAACACGCAGCGCCGCGCCGCGGGGCUGAGGGAUAAGAUCCCGGAUAUCCAGAAGACGCUGGACACGGUCACCUUUUUGGGGUCGCGGAAUGAUUCGAGUAAGGCGAUUGAUGCGACGUUCGAGCUGAAUGAUACCCUGUAUGCGAAGGCGAAGAUCAACGCGACGGAUGAGGUUUAUCUGUGGCUUGGUGCAAACGUGAUGCUGUCGUACCCCGUCGACGAGGCCAAGAAGCUCCUGACGGGGAAACUGAUGGCCGCGAAGGAGAGCUUGGGCAACUGUGAGGAGGACCUGGACUUUUUGAGGCAGCAGAUCACGACGCUGGAGGUGAACACGGCACGGUUGUAUAACUACGAGGUCACCCUCAAGAGGAAGGAGAAGGAGGAGGCUGAGAAGGCAGCCGAGGAGGAUAAAUAG
Messenger RNA from Morchella importuna, 573 nucleotides. RefSeq lists its product as uncharacterized. The coding region runs from base 1 to 573 and encodes 190 amino acids. NCBI's taxonomy places the organism in Eukaryota, Fungi, Ascomycota, Pezizomycetes, Pezizales, Morchellaceae. Gene Ontology annotation, biological process: tubulin complex assembly; microtubule-based process; protein folding. The record is from RefSeq and is a predicted model, not a curated record. Gene Ontology annotation, molecular function: tubulin binding. Gene Ontology annotation, cellular component: prefoldin complex; cytoplasm. The transcript has 5 exons.